Molecule: messenger RNA, 2224 nt
Organism: Heterocephalus glaber (naked mole-rat)
Lineage: Eukaryota; Metazoa; Chordata; Mammalia; Rodentia; Bathyergidae
Source: RefSeq, a predicted model, not a curated record
CUAGGGUUAAAACUGAAAGCAACUUGACAGUCCCAGGGCUCAGUGUUGAUUUUCGGCCAGGAAAUACUGAGACCAGCGUCAGAGUGCACACAGGGUAAGCUCUGGGUAACUGCCCACCUCUGGGGAGAGAGACACUUGCACGGUCUGCGAAGGGCACGUCUCCCGCCUCCCCUCCAGGCCCGAGGGACUUCUGUCUGGGCUUGGUCCCAGUGGCGCAGGAGAGAGGGAGCCAGACCAGGUGGUGGCGGGGGACCCAGGAGAGCUUCCCUAAUUGGCCAUCAGAGGCCCGAGUCCCCGCGCUGCCAGGUGCAGAGGACCCGGCCCAGCAGCGACCCCGAGGCAGGAGCCUCGGCACACUGCCUGCCUGAGGGGGACAGGAGCUGAGCAGGGUGAAGGAGCCCCGCGUGCCCCCUCCCCAGGACCUACAGCUUGUUGCGGCUGGGACCCCAGUGUGGACCCUGGCUGCUGCCCACACCACUGCACUGCUCGGGACCCAGGACCGACCUGUGCUGGAGCCCAGAGGCCUCCCCUCCCCCUCACCACCUUCAGCACAGACCAGGAUGGGGAGCACGAACCCCAAGCACACAGGCCUCGGUAGAAGGGCCAGGGUCCCCUGGGACACUGGCACAGGCUUUCUCGGUGGUCGCAGUGGAUGACCCGAGAGCCUGACGAGGCUGUCCUGGGAACCGGCCAGAGGCAUGAAGCUGAGAAGCUUGUGGGACUUGCAGCCUAGGCAUCAGCCUGCCUACAGUCUGUCCUGGCCUUGGUCCUCGCCUGUGCCCAAAUAUCCGGUCUGGCACAGAUCGCGGUCUACAGCCGAGAGACACCUCCCUCUCCACGUCACACCACUGGUUACUGAGCUCAGGACACAGUGAGCUCACCUGGAAGGGGACUCAGGAAGCAGCAGCUCCUGGUGAUGGGCAGCAUGGCACUGACAGGUUCCUGUGACCCAUGGGAUGUGUGAUCAUGAGACUAUGACCUUCUCCCUUUCCUGCCUCCACCGGCCUCUCUGCACAGCUGUCCCAUCUCAGGGCCAUGACAACUCACAGACAUGGGAACCUCUCAGCAAUGCCCUUUCAGGAGUUUGUGCUGGAGGGAUUCAGGGGAGGCGUGGAGACCCAGGCCUUGCUCUUUGCCAUCUUCCUGGCCCUGUACGUGGUGACCGUCAUGGGCAACCUCACCAUGAUUUCAGUCAUCAGCCUGGAUGCCCGCCUGCACUCGCCCAUGUACUUCUUCCUCAAGAACCUGUCCUUCCUGGACCUCUGCUACUCAUCUGUCAUCACCCCCAAUGCCCUGGUUAACUUCUUCUCCUUUUCCAAGGUCAUCAGCUUUACUGGCUGUGCCACCCAGCUCUUCUUUUUCUCUUUACUCAUCACCACUGAGGGAUUCCUCCUGGGAGUAAUGGCCUAUGACCACUUCGUGGCCAUCUGCAGCCCCCUGAGCUAUGCCAUGACCAUGUGCCCCACAAGAUGUACCCGUCUGGUGAUGGGAACCUACUGUGGAGGCUGCUUCAACUCCAUUGUGCAGACCAGCCUCACCUUCCAGCUCCCCUUCUGCAGCUCCAACCGCAUCAACCACUUCUUCUGCGACGACACGGCUCUCAAUGAGCUGGUCAUGUUUGCUAUCUGUGAACUCAUCAUUGUGGGCACCACUCUUGUGGUCCUCAUCUCCUAUGGCUACAUCACAGUGACCAUCCUCAGGAUGCGUUCAGGGUCAGGGAGACAAAAGGUCAUCUCCACCUGUGGCUCCCACAUGACAGCCAUGUCCUUGUUCAUCGGGACAGUGUUUGUCAUGUAUGCACAGCCAGGGGCUGUGGAGUCCAUGGAGCAGGGCAAGGUGGUCUCCAUCUUCUACACCCUGGUCAUCCCGAUGCUCAACCCCCUCAUCUACAGUCUGCGGAACAAGGAUGUGAAGGACGCCCUGCGGAGGCUGGGACAGAGGCAGGCGGCCCUGUGAAGGGGUGGUCCGUGAGAGACAGUGUCCUGGGGCAGGAACAUGGCUCCAAGGGACCACUGUGUGAGUUGAGGACAUUGAUUUCCUUCCUUCCUUUCUUUUGUACCCUCCCGGCCUCCCUCAUUUCUUUCUCUUUUCCCUCUUUCUAGCUUUCUUUCAUCCAUCCAUCCAUUUAGGCAGCACUUCUUGAGAGCAUAUCAUGGAGCAGAUAUUUACUAAGAGGAAUCAAUCAUGUUUUUUCCUUCCAGAAAAUAAAUGGUGCAGAGAUAGA